AUGUCUGGACGAGGCAAAGGUGGUAAAGGCCUGGGCAAAGGCGGCGCCAAGCGCCACCGCAAGGUCCUGCGCGACAACAUCCAGGGCAUCACCAAGCCCGCCAUCCGCCGCCUGGCCAGGCGCGGAGGAGUCAAGCGCAUCUCCGGCCUCAUCUACGAGGAGACCCGCGGGGUGCUGAAGGUGUUCCUGGAGAACGUGAUCCGCGACGCGGUCACCUACACGGAGCACGCCAAGCGCAAGACCGUCACCGCCAUGGACGUGGUCUACGCGCUCAAGCGCCAGGGCCGACCCGCGCCUCUCGCCGUUUCGGUAAAUUCCGGGUCUUCCGACAUGGCUCGUACAAAGCAGACCGCUCGCAAGUCCACCGGCGGCAAGGCCCCGCGCAAGCAGCUGGCCACCAAGGCUGCCCGCAAGAGCGCCCCGGCCACCGGCGGCGUGAAGAAGCCGCACCGCUACCGUCCCGGCACCGUGGCUCUGCGCGAGAUCCGGCGCUACCAGAAGUCCACCGAGCUGCUGAUCCGCAAGCUGCCGUUCCAGCGGCUGGUGCGCGAGAUCGCGCAGGACUUCAAGACCGACCUGCGCUUCCAGAGCUCGGCCGUCAUGGCGCUGCAGGAGGCGAGUGAGGCCUACCUGGUGGGUCUGUUUGAGGACACCAACCUGUGCGCCAUCCACGCCAAGCGCGUCACCAUCAUGCCCAAAGACAUCCAGCUGGCCCGCCGCAUCCGCGGGGAGAGGGAUUUUUCAGCGGUUUACUUGUUGCGCUCCUUAUCUCCUGACAUGGCUCGUACAAAGCAGACCGCUCGCAAGUCCACCGGCGGCAAGGCCCCGCGCAAGCAGCUGGCCACCAAGGCUGCCCGCAAGAGCGCCCCGGCCACCGGCGGCGUGAAGAAGCCGCACCGCUACCGGCCCGGCACCGUGGCUCUGCGCGAGAUCCGGCGCUACCAGAAGUCCACCGAGCUGCUGAUCCGCAAGCUGCCGUUCCAGCGGCUGGUGCGCGAGAUCGCGCAGGACUUCAAGACCGACCUGCGCUUCCAGAGCUCGGCCGUCAUGGCGCUGCAGGAGGCCUGCGAGGCCUACCUGGUGGGUCUGUUUGAGGACACCAACCUGUGCGCCAUCCACGCCAAGCGCGUCACCAUCAUGCCCAAGGACAUCCAGCUGGCCCGCCGCAUCCGCGGGGAGAGGGCGUAAAUUUCCUGGCUUGUCAACCUUCUGCAAAAGGCUCUUUUCAGAGCCCCUCCCU
This is a messenger RNA of Arvicola amphibius (Eurasian water vole), 1240 nucleotides long. RefSeq lists its product as uncharacterized. Lineage: Eukaryota; Metazoa; Chordata; Mammalia; Rodentia; Cricetidae. The coding region runs from base 1 to 1188 and encodes 395 amino acids. Gene Ontology annotation, molecular function: structural constituent of chromatin; DNA binding; protein heterodimerization activity. The record is from RefSeq and is a predicted model, not a curated record. Gene Ontology annotation, cellular component: nucleosome. The transcript has 5 exons.